ACAUUCAUCUAAGCAACCUUCGAUCCUCGUUUAUUCUAUAUGGACACCAUUACAUUUAUCGGCUUGCUCUACUGGCUGUUGUGCAUGAUAUUAUUCGGUCCGGCAAUGUUCUUGGUGGCCGUUUAUCUGCCAGAACUUCCAGUGCGAUAUGUGAAAUGCCUGCGGCAGCAAACCUUGUAGUUUCAGCCAAGUGGUACAUGGUUUAAUCCAGCUAUUAUUGUAAUUAUAAUGCACAACCAGCGAUCGAAGUGCAAGUAUAAUAAAAGUUUAUUUAAAAGUAAA
Drosophila guanche is the source of this 282-nucleotide messenger RNA. RefSeq lists its product as uncharacterized. Bases 40 to 180 code for a protein of 46 amino acids. The transcript has a single exon. The record is from RefSeq and is a predicted model, not a curated record. Lineage: Eukaryota; Metazoa; Arthropoda; Insecta; Diptera; Drosophilidae.